AGCCCUACUGCUGCCAGCACCCCAGCCAAGAAGAAGAAGAGGAGGUACAAGCCAGGCACCAUUGCGCUCAGGGAGAUUAGGCGCUAUCAGAAGGAUUGCGAACUGCUUCUAAGGAAGCUGCCCUUCCAGCGUCUUUGUCGUGAGCUUGCAGCUAGCGUCAAGUCAGACCUGCGCUUCCAGGCCACAGCAAUACAUGCUCUGCAGGAGGCAACAGAGGCUUUCGUCAUUGGUCAUCUUGAGGACUGCCAGCUGAACGCUAUCCAUGGCAAAAGGGUCACUAUCCAGCAGAAGGACUCUAAGCUUGCACUGCACUACAAGCGAAAGUACACUGGCUUCAGCAUUCUGAAGGAGACUGCGCAUGCAGAGGAGCUUGAAAAGGCCUCAGUGAAGGAGCCCAAGGCUGCCAAUAAGCUAUACAACAAUAAGAUUAAAGAACAGAAGCGCAAGGUGGCUACUGCGGCGAAGGUUGUUCGUGACAGAGAGCGCGCCAAAGAGCGCGCAGCAAUCAACGCUCGCAAACUGCAAAGGGAGAAGGAUAAAGAAGCUCACGACGCUUAA
This is a messenger RNA of Didymella exigua CBS 183.55, 558 nucleotides long. Its product is annotated as histone-fold-containing protein. Gene Ontology annotation, cellular component: nucleosome. The record is from RefSeq and is a predicted model, not a curated record. Gene Ontology annotation, biological process: rRNA transcription. Lineage: Eukaryota; Fungi; Ascomycota; Dothideomycetes; Pleosporales; Didymellaceae. The annotation marks the transcript as partial. Gene Ontology annotation, molecular function: structural constituent of chromatin; DNA binding; protein heterodimerization activity. The transcript has 4 exons.